This is a messenger RNA of Trichomycterus rosablanca, 4033 nucleotides long. It is a transcript of the gene vwa5b2, whose product is annotated as von Willebrand factor A domain containing 5B2. Lineage: Eukaryota; Metazoa; Chordata; Actinopteri; Siluriformes; Trichomycteridae. The transcript is spliced from 23 exons. Bases 71 to 3982 code for a protein of 1303 amino acids. The record is from RefSeq and is a predicted model, not a curated record.
UGCCACACAUCAGUAAAUAACAGCAGCUCCAUUAAAAAUCACAUAGUAGGCGCAAAACUCAUCAACAAGAAUGCCUGGCUUAAGAAACAGUGCUUCAUGGGCUCCACUGCUGCUAAAGAGCUCCCGCAUUACGUCAUGUGCCAACGGCUGUUCGCUGGGCAUCACAGCCCACCUGACAUACACCAACACUGACCCAGAACCUGUAGAGGGAGUAUUUGUGUACCCGCUGGGUGAGCAGGAAGUGGUGGUGGGGUUCGAAGCUCUUGUCUCUGGAAGGCUGCUGAGUGUGGAGCUCCAGAGCCGUGGAAAGUUUAAGGACUGCUGCCCUGACUGCUGUCCAGUGCCAGGCUUUUAUGGGAAGGAGUGGACCUGCUGUGGUGGGACAGGCCAAAACAUACAAUGCUCCAACGGUCAUCUGCUGCUGGACGAGGAUCUGGAGAGAACUACCUUUGUUGUAGGAACAGGGCUCAUUGCCCCCAUGGAGGGUGUAUCAGUCGUCAUCAGUACCACUCUGGUACUCCCCACAUUAGAGAAUGGUGCAAUCCACCUGAUCUAUCCUACAGUGUUUACACCCAUAGUAAGAGCCAGGAUGCAACUAACGAAAAAUGAAACUGGAGGAAAAUCUGAUGAGACAAGUGCGACAAGAUGUUUUGGUGGUGUGUCUGGUAAGCAGGAUAAGAUACUGGAAAUCAAUGAGCAGUGCGUUCAUUCUCUAUUCUCCAGCCCUGCAACUAACCUUGCACCCUACGAGCUCAGUUUUCAGCUGCUAGUUCGAGGGGCCUGUCUACUCGCAGGUCUAGAGAGUCCAACCCACGCACUGAGGGCAGAUGCAGACCCCAGUGCUCAAUCUGCCUCAGCUACCUACAUCACCUUAGCAGAGGAACACCCCUACGACCGUCACUUAGAGAUUAUCCUGCACCUAAGUGAGCCUCACAGCCCAUUAGUUAUUUUGGAGCGGGGCCGGCUUACCUUCAGCCAGUAUCAGCAGCAGAUCAGUACCCGUCGUGAUUUUAUUCGCCAUGUCUGUAAGGAGGCAGAGCCUCAGAAGAAUCUGGAGUAUGUGCGGAAACGUUACCAUAAAGAUAUGCUAAAUAACCCAGUGUUGAUGCUAAACUUCUGCCCGGAUUUGAUGUCCAAGCCUCUGGACCUGCAACAGGCCAACAGGGAGCUUCUGUUCCUCAUCAACCGAAGCACCAACAUGACACAGCACACCAUUAACAAAAUCAAGGACAGUAUGCUGGUGGCCAUGAAGAGUCUCCCUCAUGGUGUAAUUGUGAACAUUGCUAGCUUUGGCUCAACCGUUAAGCCUCUCUUUGCCUCCAGCAAGCCCUGCACUGAUAUUGCAGUAGCACAGGUAUUGGAAUAUGUGCAAAAGUUGCAUGUUGAUCUAGGUGGCGGUAACUUGUUUGAUGCGCUGUCCUGGGUGUACCACCAGCCUCCACAUCGUAGAUGCCCUCGACAGCUCUUCAUCCUUACUGAUGGCUCACUCUGCAAUGUAGGUCGGGUGCUAGAGCUGGUCAGACGGAACACCUGUAAUGCCAGGUGUUUUGGACUGGGUCUCGGGCCUCGGGCAUGCAGAAGGUUCCUUCUCGGUGUUGCCAGACUGACUGGAGGAAGGACGGAGAUCCUCAGUGAGAAUGAAAGACUGCAGCCAAAGCUUAUAAGGUGCCUAAAGAAAGCUCUGGAACCUGCGCUGACAGAUGUGCGCGUUGACUGGUAUUUGCCGGACAACAUGGAGGCUCUUCUCUCGCCCACCGAGAUUCCUCCACUUUAUCCAGGGAACUGCUUGAUUGCUUACUCCACUCUCUAUGAUGUGUCUGCAUUUAAAGUGAAAAAGAAUGAAGUAAGUGUGAGAAGUCAUACCAACAGGUCUGCCCCUUGUGGUUCUUUUGGGUCGGUGUUUGAGCUCCCACACGAAUCAUCUGAACUCCUACAACCACUAGCAGCACCAAUACCUGAGAAAGAGAGAGGAGGAGGAGGAGGAUAUGAAGACAACAUUGAAGAUGCACUGAGAGAAAUCUCAGAUGAAAUCUCCUCAGAGUUCUCCAGUGUUCCAGACAACACUGGCAACAGUGUCAGCGAUCAGGAGUACACUGUGAGUGAUGUGCGCUGGAGGAUGGAGCAAGCAUCAUAUGUGAAGGAGCAGUACACACUUACAAGAUGUUCACUGGGCAGUGAGAGAAGCGUGUUUACUUCCGUUUCUCCGCCAGCUGAGCGCCUCUCUAUGGGCAUGGAUGCCGCAUCGCUUCCUUACGGCCUGGAGAGGGUGCAGCCUCAACACAGCCGGGGUCUCACGCGCUGGGACACCCCGUUUCAAGAAAACCCAGUUUCAUUACUGGAUACAGGGACUGCCAAGACUGGCCGAUCAUUAGAUGCUGAGGAGUGUUUACGCAGACAGAAGGCUUUAGCCCGUGCUGCUUUGGCCUGUCGCAGUUUCUCUUCUCCACAGGGCGAGCUGGACAUGCAUCGUCUGCGUAGGGCACUGGAGAGAGUUUCAUUCGAGCAGGCAGUCGGUGGUCGACUGGAGGAGAGUGAUACGGAAACACACAGCACUCCCCUAGACGAUCUCCUCUUCCCAGCAUCAUCGCUGGACUGGGAUGGCUUCACCGAUCCUGAGUACUUGUUUGCAGCAGCUCCUCCUGUCCAGGUGCCAUGUCGCUCAGUGAUCCAUGGCCUGCUGGGAUCAAAGCCUGUUUCCUGGGAGGUCAGUGUGGACCUGAGCAUCCUCUGGAGAUCGGAGGAAGCCCCACGGGAUACCUGGGAUGAAAUUGUCCACCAGCUUGCUGCUCAGUCUGUUAUACGUGACUUUGAGAGCCUGGCAGAGAAGGAGAGAGAUAUUGAACAUGGUUCAUCAAAGCGAUACCGAACGAAAGCCAUCCAGACCAGCAAGAGUUGUGGAAUCAUCUGUAUGUACACAGCAUUCAGUACUACUGAUGUCAGCCCCAGCAAACUCUUGUCUCAAUCCACAGACACAGGACACAUAGGUAUGGCUGCUGGCAGUAGGAGGCAGAGGGAAUACUCAGUUAGACACGGACGCAGAGCAUUCAGCAAAGACUGUAAUGAUAUUGAUGAUUCACACGUCUUUACAGACAGAGACAACACUCCAGCUUCUCCAUGCAGUCUGGUAUCUUUGGACAGCAGAGAUAGUGAAAGAGAAAAGGAAAAAGAAGGUGGAAGUGUGCAUCCUGCCAGUCCAUCUGCAGCCUCAUCCAGCUCUCAGCGCUCCAUCGAAAGCAGAUCUACGGAGAGCUUCUUCAGCUCCAGAUUCCAUCUUGGCAGAUUAAGGCCCAGUCAUAGCUUAGGAAGGCAAACUCCUCUUAAACCCCAGUGCCUUUCUGCUGAAUCCGAUUCCUACACAGACUCCCAGUCACCUGACUACCUGCCUCUGUUGCAUCUGCAGCUGGCCUCAGGUGCCUUUCUGCUGUCCGAGUCCUUUUCUGAGUGCAUUCACAUCUCUCUGGAUCGUCUGAAGAGAGCAUCGCCUUACCUGAACCACCGCAGCAGCCUAAGCCCGCCCUAUCACUGCGUCUCUUCCCCCUCCACACGCCCGAUGGCCCCCCACAGGCCAGAGGACCAAAGUACCGAUCACCUGACCACGAUUUCAAACCCACUCAGCUCAGAGAAGGGCUCUCAAGAACUCAUGAGUGGAGUCCUUCAGGCAGACAGUGGGCGUGGCUCUGAAACAGACACAUGUGAAGAGGGAGAGCUGCCAGGGGAGGAGCUGGCACAGCUAGAUUUGGAGAGCUCGAGCUGGGCGACAGCCGUGGCUUUAGCCUGGCUUGAGCAUCACUGCGCCGGGUUCUUUGUGGAAUGGGAGCUGGUGGCCGCCAAGGCCGAAUUUUGGCUAAAGUGUCAGUCACUUCCGGAGGGAGUGGACCUUCCCAGCCUGAGGGCAGCUGCCAGACAGCUCUUCUUGCUGCUGCGCCAUUGGGAUGAGAAUCUGCAACUGAACAUGCUCUGUUAUAAUCCAAAUUACAUGUAAAAAAAAACCUUCUUUAUAGACAGAUACAGGCCAAAACAUAUCAUACACUAA